GUGAAAUUCUAAUUUUGAGUUUUGUGAAACAUUUUCCAAUUGUCAAAAUAAAAUUUUACGAAAAUCAUAUUCUUAUCGAUCAUCAUUAUGAAUAAAAAUCUUGGCAAAUUUUAUCGGAUUUGUCUUGAAGGAAAUAUUGGUUGUGGUAAAUCAUCAUUAUUAUGUCGUCUAAUUGAUCGAUUCGGUAAUCAUCAUACGAAUACUAAUAAUAAUGAUGUUAAUGAUCAUCAUCAUAAUUUACUCAAAGAAAUGGAUCAAAUAUCAAUCGAUUUUGAUGAUUCAAACAUAUCGAUGAUGAUUACACCCGAACCAAUCAAAUUAUGGACAAAUAUUCCAUUCUCAUCUGCUGAUGGAAAAAUUCAGAAACAUGAUAAUCUUUUACAGAAAAUGUAUGAUGAUCCAAAACGAUGGGCAUUUACAUUCGAACAUUAUUGUCAAUUAACAAGAUUUAUUCAAAUGUCCAAUAUUUACAAUGAAUUUGAAGAAAAUAGAAAAACAUUGGAAAAAGAAAAAGUCUGGAUACAUUUAAUGGAACGUUCAAUCUAUUCGAAUCGUUUUGGAUUUGUCGAAAAUUUUGCUCAAUCUGAUAAAUUAUCACCUGUUGAAUAUCGAAUACUUGAUCAAUAUUUUGACCAUUUGCGAAAAAAACCACAAACAAUGGUCGAUUUGUUUGUUUACAUUCGUACCGAUCCAGAAGUUGUACGUGAACGAAUACGAAAAAGAUCUCGCCGUGAAGAGGAUCCAAUUUCGAUUGAAUAUCUUACAGAAAUACACAAACUACAUGAUAAAAUGUUUGUUGAAAAACCGGAUGACAUUUGGAAUCGAAUCCAUUGUAAAACGAUAAAAGAUCAAGCUGUCAUCUGUUUGGAUGGCAAUCAACCUUUUGAUAUUGUUUAUGAAAAUUUUCUCGACAACAUACGAAAAUGGCUUAAACCACGAAUGACGAUGAUGAUUAAGGAUUUAAAACAAAAACAGUGCCAUUGAGAUUUUAUUCAAUCAUUUCUUUUUCACAU
Molecule: messenger RNA, 1013 nt
Organism: Dermatophagoides farinae (American house dust mite)
Lineage: Eukaryota; Metazoa; Arthropoda; Arachnida; Sarcoptiformes; Pyroglyphidae
Product: deoxycytidine kinase 2
Cellular component (GO): cytoplasm; mitochondrion
Molecular function (GO): deoxynucleoside kinase activity
Source: RefSeq, a predicted model, not a curated record